This is a messenger RNA of Papilio xuthus (Asian swallowtail), 9682 nucleotides long. Its product is annotated as kinesin-related protein 4. The record is from RefSeq and is a predicted model, not a curated record. Gene Ontology annotation, molecular function: microtubule binding; ATP binding; microtubule motor activity. Gene Ontology annotation, cellular component: microtubule. The transcript is spliced from 27 exons. Gene Ontology annotation, biological process: microtubule-based movement; mitotic cell cycle. The coding region runs from base 165 to 9203 and encodes 3012 amino acids. Lineage: Eukaryota; Metazoa; Arthropoda; Insecta; Lepidoptera; Papilionidae.
UUUAUAAUUUGCUUGUCGGUUAUUUUUGCUCUGUCUAUUUACAUUAUUUCAAAAAGGCUAUCUUAUAAAAUGCUAAACGUGCAUCAUUAUGAUAGUCACAUAGAUUAGUAAGCUAAAUAAAUACGUAUGCAAAUUGUUACAACAAUUGUUAGAAAUACUAUACCAUGAGUGACAAUAUAAAAGUAGUUGUCAAAGUUAGACCUCUAAUUUCACGUGAAAUAGAGGAAAAACUAUUUCACCAAUGGCGCGUAAAAGAUAAUACUAUUUAUCAAAUCGAUCAAAGUGGAAGAGAUUGUGGAAAUUUAUUCACCUUUGAUAAAAUCUACGAUGAAAGUACAAACACAAGCGAUGUUUACAAUGAUAUUGCUAAGCCUAUCGUUGAAGCUGCCACAGCUGGUUUCAAUGGGACAAUUUUUGCUUAUGGUCAAACUUCCUCCGGCAAGACCUACACCAUGACCGGCACUGACGCUUCGCCUGGCCUUAUACCUUUGUCUGUGAUAAAUCUAUUUGAUAUUAUUAAAAACAUAAGCGAUAGACACUUUUUAAUAAGAGUAUCUUAUGUGGAAAUUUAUAAUGAAACAAUCAUAGACUUACUGAAUACAGAGAAGAAAAUUAUAAAAAUUCAAGACACUUUUCAAGGUGUUAAGGUAGAUGCAACUGUACGGGUGACAACUACACCUGAAGAAGUUUUCCAAUCUAUGAAAGAGGGUCAAGCUAACAGACAGACUGGUGCAACAAACAUGAAUGAAGAAAGUAGUAGAUCACAUUCCAUUUUCCAAAUAACAAUAGAAUCACGGGAGCAUACAGAGGGUGAAGAGGUGGGGUGCCUGAACGUCUCCCAGUUGAACCUAGUGGACCUGGCUGGUUCUGAGCGGUCGGGCCAGACGGGAGCCACUGGUAUCCGGUUCAAGGAGGGCACACAUAUCAACAAAUCCCUCUCCUCUCUCGCUCUUGUUAUAAAACAGCUCUCGGAAGGGCUCAGCAAACAUGUAAACUAUCGGGACAGUAAGCUGACACGAAUCCUACAGAACUCUUUGGGUGGUAACGCAAAGACAAGUAUCAUAUGUGCUGUCACCCCCGCUGCUGUUGAGGAAACCAUCUCUACUCUACAAUUUGCGUAUCGAGCCAAAGCUAUAAAGAAUACUCCUCAAGUCAAUGUGGUCGCAACAAACAAUAAGGUUAUGGAGAGCCUAACCAAAGAACUGUCCACUUUGAAAACACAGCUAGAAAGCAAGAGAAAUGUUGAAGAAGACAACCAGAAGCUGCAGAAGCAGAUAGCGGUGCUGCAGAGGUUCCUAAGUGGGCUGGUGCAGCGCGGCUCGAGGGCGGAGCUGACGCGGCCUGCCCCGCCCCCGCGCCGCGCCACCAUCUCCGCCCCGCCCACGCACGACGACCACGCUCUCAUGCCGCCCCCCGCUCUCAACUUCUGCACUCCCAGUCUCAAAUACAAUCCCACAGUGUUGGGUCGUUCAAUGGAAACGCUAUCGAAGCAGAGCUCGGGAGGGCUGGCCAGCGUGCCCGAGGAGCCGCGCGCCGUCACGCCCUCCUCCUCGCCCUCUAACAUCGUCUCUGAUGAGGUCAUUGAAAUUGACAGCGAUGACGACACACCCGCGGACGUGCAAACCUGUUCACCAUAUCACAAAUGUUUUAAGUCAACAAAAACCCCGCCGUGCAUACUCAGAAAGAACGCACAAGAAGCUGAAAGAAACCUUAGGGAUAUCGUGGAGCUCACGGAACGGGAGAAAAUAUAUAAACCAGAUGUGGUUGAAUUACUGGAAAAACUAGAAAAUAACUCAACUGUAAUAGCUAAGUUAGAAGAAGAGAUUUCUUUACUAACCAGUAUUAAUAAAGAUAAUGAAUUGAAAGUGGAAGAAUUAAAUGAAAAAAUAAGAAAAAAUGAAGCGGAGGUUAGAAGUUUAACUACAGAUAAGCUCCAAUUAGAAGAGCGGUGUAAAGAAUUUGUUACAAAACUCACAGAUUGGGAAGUAACAUAUGAGACCCUGAAGAAAAAGUCAAAGACUAGAGAGGAUGAACUGCUUUCCAGAUUGGAAGAGUAUUCUAAUGUAGCGAAACCCGUCACUAACUGUAAAUCACCAGAAAUCAUCGUACUUAAAGAUAUGACAAAGACCUUAUCAAUAGUCGAAAGUGAUAACAGUGUAAACACUGAAAAUUCAACAUGCGAUAGUACAUCUGAAAAUAUUCAUAGAAUUAUCACAGAUCUUAAAGAACAACUUUCAGUAAGGGAUAAAAAUAUAUCAGAAUUAGAAGCCAAUCUACUUGAACAGAGCCAAAAAGUUUUCACUUUAGAAAGUAAAACAGAAGAACUAGAUGGAUUAUUAGAUUCGUUUAAGGAUAAGUUAGCAAAUUCAGAAAAAGAGAUUUCUCUUCAUAAAACUACAAUAGAAACAUUGAAUAAUAUAGUUGAAAAUCAAAAGGGUAAUCUGGACGCGGCGACUAAAGAUUUACAGUCUUAUAAUGACACGAUUCAAGAAUUGCGGAACAAAUUAUCUGGCAAACAAAAUGUGCGGUAUGCUCUCGAUGACAACGAAAUAGCACAAUUAAUCGCUAUUGAGGAAAAAAGUAUUGCCAAUAAUGAAAAUGUAGCUAAUAUUAUCAAGUCUUUGAACACUGCUCUAGAAAUUAAAAGUAACGAAAUAGAACUACUAAAAUCUAUUAUUCAGAAAAACGAAGAAAAUGAUGAUAAUUCUUCUAAAGAAAAAAUGGAAUCAGAUGCCCAAAUUAAAGAAUUACAGGGAAAAGUAACAAAAUUAACGCAACAGCUACAAGAUUUUCAAAUUGAAAAAGAAGAACUUUUAUUAGGGAAAACAAACUUAUUAAUUUCUAUGGAAGAUCUGAACAACGAAUACGCAAUUUGUGCAGAGAAUAAAAUUGAAUUAGAAAAUAAAAUAAAGAUUUAUGAAACAGACAUAAGAGAUAUAAAGGAAAGAAAUGAAGAAUUACUAAAUAGCUUAAAUGAAAAAGUAGACGCCGUAACAGAAUUAACAGACAAGAACACGGAACUAAUAACUCAGCUUAAAGAAUACACAGACAAAAUUAGUCAUUUACAAAACAACCUGCAACUUAAAGAUGCCGAGAUUGCUUCCAUACGUGACUAUAACAAUGAUAAUAUUAAUAAAAAUCAAACAUUAAUUUUGGAAUUAGAUGAUAUUCUGUCCAUUAUGAAAGGUAAAAAAGACGACGGCCUGAUAAAUAAUUCACGCGAUAUUUAUGAAGUGGUAAAUGAAAAAUUAACAGACCUACGUAAUAAUGUAUCUGCAGUAGUCAAUGAAAGAGACAAUAUUAUAGGGCAACAUACUAUAUUGACUACUACAGUAAUGAGUGCAAGUAAACAAUUUAUAGCGGCAUUAAAAUCAGCUAUUAAAGACCUUGAAACGAUAAAAAUAACGUUGACCGAAUCAAAACCCAAUGAGAAUGGAACACAUGAAGAAGAUCUAGACAUACAGGAAGUAAUGGAAGAUUUAUCAUUUUCAGAAACUCAAUCUUUACUAGAUAAAAUAUAUGGACAUAUAACUCAUAUGAAACAAAAGAUUGAAAGUAUUAAAAUAGAAUCGAAAUCCAGUAUUGAUACUUUUACAAAUUUAUUAGAAACACGAGAUUCAAAUAUAGCUGAACUUGUUAAUCAAUUAAAAGAAUUAAAUGAAGAAUUUGACAAAAAAUCACUGAAACUUAUGUCUAUUGAAGAAGAAUGUAAUACAGCUAAGAAAGAUAGCUACGAAAUAGUUAAUAAUGUCGUCACUACGAUUUUAACAAUGGCUCAAAAGUUAAAUAUUGAGCAUAACAUUCCAUGUCGUAGUGAAUCUGACGAACCGAGAACUUAUUUAAGCGACCACAUUGUGCCUGUCCUAGACAAAGUAGUUGAUCUCUUCUUGAUAAAUAAUACCGAAAAAGACGAAAAUUUAAUCCAUAAUAAUAAAGAGUUUGAACGAUUGACUGAACAAAACGUAAUAUUAAAUAAAGAAAUGCUACAAAUAGAAGAAAGUAGAAAUGAACUAUCAAGAGAUUUACAUGAAGAACGAGAAAAUAAUAAAGGUUUAAUUCAAAAUUUAAGGAAUACAUCAAAUUUACUUAACGAUUUGAAAGAAGAAUUAAAGAUAAAGGUCGACGAAAUCGAUUCCAUGAAAAACAAAAUGAUCGAAUGGAAAGAUAAAUUUACUAAAAUUGAAUUAAUGAGAAAAAAACAAAAUGAAGUCUACGAGGAAAAUAUUAGAUUAAAAGAAAAAUGUCGGAAUUACGAAUUAAUCCAAAAGGAAUUUGAAAUAAAUUCCGACUCUUUCCUUACAGAGAUGAAAGAAAAAUGUGCCAAAGAAACUAUGCAAAGUGAUCGAGAAAAAGAUUCUAAAUCUCCGCUUAGUUUAUUGACUCUUAGCUGCAACAGAAUAAUACAGAUUAUACAGGACCGCGAUGACGCCUCGCAGACUGAAACAUCAGUCAGUUCUAAUUCAAAUCUAGACGAAAAGAGUUCAGAAUCUUCGUUUACUUGCUAUCAGUGCAAUAAACUAAAAACCGAUUUAGAGUCUGCACAUAAUAAAAAUCAUAUCCUAAUAAAUCUCGUGGAAGAAUCAAAAUCGAUGAACGAAAACUUAAUGCAGGAAAUAAAGAAUGCAUCUGUGGAAAUAAAGUCUCUUGUGGAUUAUACAAAUGAUUUACAUAAACGAAUACUUAGUCAUAAAACAAAUCUGUCCACUUUAACCGCAACAACUUAUGCUGAGAACAAGUCUUUAAGUUCCCAAGUGAAAUCUUUACAACACCAUCACACGCGAUUUCAUACUGUCUGCCAGAGAGAUCUGCCAGAAUUAAAAGAGCAGUUGCACGAACUUAUGAAGUUACUUAGAGAAGAAAAUUUAGAAGGGAAAUUGAAUGCUAGCUUUAAAAGAUUCUCUUUGCCUAGUCACUUAGAAAAUAGUUCGAUACUGUACAGUUUUAAAAAUGAAUCUACAUUAGAUGGUGAUCUUUUAAUGUUGGAUACAAAUGUGACGUUAGUAAACUCAGUCGAUAAUACUCUCACAGGUCAUGACCAAACUUGUUUCGAGGCAGCUGAGGCUUGUGUAUACAAUGAUACAGCUUGUCAGACCACCGCCUGCUAUCUACAUGAAUCGUAUGAAAUUUGCAAUAGUAACCUUGGAAUGAUUCAAUCAUUAAAAUUAGAAAAUCAAAAACUCAGCGAUAUGGUUCAAAAAUUAAAGGAAACAAAUAUAACCAAAGUUGACGUUGAAACUAGUCCUAUUAAAGAUUUAUCUUUUGAAAGCAAACCUAAAAUUAACUUAAUAUGUCAAGAUUGUAAACACCAUGAAGAAAAAUAUGAACAAUUAAUUGAAGAAAUUGAAGAAUGUAAACUGAAAUUUACUAAUUUGUCCGCGCAGAAAGAUGAUAUUGAGAAAAAAUAUAAUUUAGAAAUUCAAUCCACUGAAGGUUUGAUGAGAAAAUUAAACAAUUUUGAAAAAGAACUUGCUAACAAAAACAAGAAUAUAGAAAAACUUACAACAUCAUUAAAAGAUACAAAAGAAAGACUCGAUAGCGUUCAAGAAGAAAACGAAAACUUAUCAACAGAAAUUAUAGAAUCACUCAGUACAGUCGAUAGUCUUAAAAUGGAACUUGAUUCUAUUAAAAAGAAUAUUUCAAGCAAAGACACAAUUACGCCUGUGGACAAUGUCGAAAAUGUGGAAAAAGUAGAUAAGGAAUGUCCAGAGUGUCUUAAUAAACAGGAAAUUAUUAAAAUUCUUCAAAACAAAAACUCAAAUACACACACACGUUUGAACAGAAGUUACAGUGACUCCGAUAGCUCGUCAAGAUACAAUAAAAUAUGUACAUUACAAAACGAAAUAGUUGCGGGCCGAGAAGAUUGUAACGAAUUGAAAGAAGAAGUAACUACUAUUAAAAACCAUUUAGAGAUAGGUAAUUUAUCAAUGGGCGAGGCUAUGGAUUUGGAUGAAAGUAUUAGCGAUGUAAACGUUAUAGAAUUAAAUAGAUCAUAUAUGCCAGAAAUAUCUGAAGAGCAAGCUUCAGAUAUUUAUAGCCUUGACAAGACGGAUUGUUACAAUUAUUACAUUGAAUUAAUCGGUGAAGGGAGAACGAAUCUUAAUAAGGACGUAAAAAUUAUUGAUAUCAUGAAAAUGUUGUAUUCAAAAUUGAUGACAAUUCACGACAAUCGAAUUGAUAAUUUGGCUAAUAAAUUAAGAGAUUACGAAUCUUUAAAACAUGAAUUGCAAGAUAAAAUAAGUAAUUUAAGCAAAGCAUUAGACGAAAGUAACAGAAACACACAAAAGAUUGAAGGCAAAUUUUCAGUACUAACAGAUAAUAUUAAUAAAUUGAACAAAGCAAUUAGAUCAGUUAAAGGCAAUGAUGCAAAUGCAAUCGAAUUAUUCAAAACGCAGAUUCUAAUGGUACUUGACACUGAAUUCUCUACUAAUACUCUUCCUAUUUUCGAGACUAUUUAUAAUAAUAAUUUAAGCAUUUUAAAAAGUACUAUGGAAGAAUGUGUAAAACUACAAGAAAAUUCUCAAAAACUGGAUAACGAACUUAAAACAUCUAAAAAUGAUUUAAUAAAAUUAAAAGAUCAACUAACUGCCAAAGAAAAUGAAUACAACAUACUAUUAGCUGAAAAAGAAAAAAUCAAUGAAGUUAGUAAUGCUUUAACAAAGGAUUUACAUAAAAAGGAAAAAGAUUUUAUAAUAGCGAUAUCUGAAGGUUAUCAAAAGCUUGUUGAAAAGAAUAUACUAGAAGAAAACUAUUUUGAUGCAGCAAUUCCUACAGUUAAAAAUGUACAUAAUUUAUUCGAAAAAUUAGCUAAUCAAAGUAAAGAAAAACCCUUGAAGGGUGAUGCAAAUCAAAUAGAAUGUCUUAAACAGGAGAUUGAAAUUUCCAAACAUAUAAUAGAACAGAGAAAUAAAGAAAUAAAAAUUCAAACAGAGCUAAUAGAAAAAAUACAAAUACAAAAUGAAAAAAUCGAAAAAGAACUUAAAGAAAACGAAGUUAAAAUUCGGACACAAAAAUCACUUUUUGAUGAUAUAAAUAAAAUUUAUAACAAAAAAGUUGAAGAGUAUGAUAUACAAGUUUCGUUAGUUCAUAAAUUAACAGAGGAAGUUGACGUAUUAAAAGAAUUUGUUUCAAAUAAAGAGAAAAUAAUUCAAGACCUACAAAGCAAGCUUAAUAACUUAGAAACAGAAUGUAAUAAUCUUAAGACUAUAAAUCAAAUGUUAACAAAUGAAAAGGAAUCAAUGGUGGCUAGGUUAGGAAAAGCCGAGUUGGAAAUAGAAAAUAAUAAAAUAGAUUUUACAAAAAUGGUUUCAGAAACCAAUACUCUUAAAGAAUCCCUCACAGAAAACGUUCGUAAUGUGGAUAGUCUUAAAAAUGAGGCGAAAUCUUUAAUGGAACAAAAUGUACGAUUGAAACAAGAAUUUGAACAAAAAUGCAAAGACCUGACGCGACUGGAGUUUAAUAUCAAAACGCACGAGACUACGGCCAAGAUACAAACUAAUAUGAUAUCAAGGUUACAGAAACAAAAAGAAGAGGACAUGCACAAAAUAGCAGAGAAAGAGAAGCAACUGCAAGAGUUGAGUGAGAGAUUAGGCUCGCUACAGAAGGAGUGUCUCGGAAUGAAAGAUUGUAUUGAGUCAUUGAGACACGAGAAAGACGCGUUAACACAUUUGAAGCUAAGUCUUGAGGAGAAAAUAUGUCAAUUGAAGAAGGAUCUAGAGAGCGGUCCCAAGGCUCGCCUGUCCAUCGAGAGUGUGGUUGAGACGGCCCGCAGGCGACGUCAGAGCAUACAGGACUCUAACAGGACAUUUGGCGACAAACAUUACGAUCAAUACAAGUCAGAGACGAUGUUAGAAGAACGGUGCAAGGGCGACGACAUGCUGAUGGACGUGGACGAGUGCAGCUCCAGUCGCAGCACACCGCAACGACACAGUAAAGGACGCGACAGCUUGCAGAGAGAAGAGAGCGAGGAAGAACGCGAUGGUCGCCGGUCAGCGGGCGGCGUGCGCGCGGCACGUCAGCGGCGGCAGAGCUCACACGACCUGCAUCGCCUCGCGCUGCACAACACUCCUUCACCUCACGAGUCACGCAACAGAUCGAGGAAUGAACAUGAUCUUUCAAAUGAUAGUAAUACGAACAGCAGAAUGUCAGAGCUACAAGAUCGGCUGACUUCGUGCCAGCAAGAGUUGGAAGAGCUGAAGGAGAGGUACAGGGAGCUGGACGAGGAGUGCGAGACGUGCGCGGAAUAUCUGCGGGAGAGGGACGACCAGUGUCGCAAGCUCAAGAAAGAGAAAGCCAGUCUUGAAAACAUUAUAACGGAGUUAAAUGAGAAAUUACAACGCGGACAUGACUCGAGCCGAGGCGGCGCGAAGGUUAGCUACGCGCACGUCGCGGUCAACACGGACGAAGAUUGGGCAAAUCUACAUUCAGUGGUAGUAGAUCGAAUGUCAUUCGAUGCUGAAGUAGAAAAGAAUAAGAGAUUAACAAAAAUCAUAGAAGAUUUACGUGUAAACAAGCAAGAAUUAAAAGCGGUCAUAGCAAAAAUGCAGCGAGCACUUGAAGAGAAGACAGGCAAGGAUGGUAGAGAGUUAGAGAGAACAAGAAUAGAGUUACGGUCCUGUAAAGAAGAGUUGGAAGAACUAAGGAGAAGGAAUAUAGAACUCGACGAGGAGUGUGAGACUUGUGCGCAGUAUUUGAAGGAAAAAGAAGAACAGUGUAGAAGUUUAAAGGAGUCUAUUGCAGCUUUAGAGGGCAAGUUGUCUGAGCAGCAAGCGGGCGGACGAAGCGCGGCGACCAGCGUGCGCCGGCGCCGACAGUCCUUGCACGACCACAACCGCGACACCAGCUGCUGCGACGCUACCACACAAAUCACAGAAGAUUUCCUCAGUUACCAAGUGGAGCGCGACCGGACGAAGCCGGUCCCUGAUGACAUGCAUACCAAACAGAUCAAGCGGCUCAAAAUGGCGGUGGAGAAGCUGUCUAAAGAGAAAACCGCAUUGGAACAGCAGCUGGUGUCUUCCGCGACAGCCCCCGUAUACGUCGCAACGGGCAGCGCUAUCGUGCAGGACCAGCAAUUUACCGAUGUCAUGAAGGAGAACCAGAAACUGAAGAAAACGAACGCUGCCCUCAUAGCACUCUGCAAAAAGAGGGAGAAGAAAACAACAAUCAAAGUCAAUAGGGAGAACCAGGACCCCAUGGAAGAGAUCUGAACAUACAUAUUAUAACUAAAAUAUACUCAAUUUUUUACAUUAAUUUUCCUAUUUUACUAAAGUUAGAAGCUGGACUUUAUUUUUCUAUAACAAUUUUUAUUUUAAUGUUUUUUUAAUUCACUUUGUCACUCAAUAAUUUUAAACAUUUGGCACAAAAUAAUUAGAAUUAUCUUGAAUUAUUAAGACUGAUAAUGAUUCUUAAUAAACAUUCCGCAAGUUUGUUUAGUUUUGUGAAAGUUGUGAGAAUAUGUUGGUGCCAUUGGAAAUGAUUAUUCUUUCAAGUAUUAUUAAGUACAAAUUUGUUUUUCGUACUUAAAAUGAUUGUGUUAUGCAUUUUAUCGACCAAUUAAUCAAUCAGUAUGACAAUUAAACGUAACAACAUUAAAAUAUUUCUUAAUAUAAAAUUAUAAUAUAUACGUUAAUGUAAAUUAAAUACUUGAUAUUAUUUGUGAUUAAGAUGUGAUUGAUUUAUGACGUAC